AUGGAACCUCCAAAGGGAACGCUCUGCACCAAAUCUACGCUCGUCACCGCGUUUACAAACAGUGGUCUGGCAGCUGGCGACACGGUUCUUCUCCAUUCAUCGCUCAGCAAGAUCGGAUGGGUUUGCGGCGGUGCAGAGGCAGUGAUUCUUGCAUUACUAGAAGUGCUUGGUCCAGAAGGGACGCUGGUCGUUCCAACACAUUCCUCAGAUAACUCGGAUCCCGCGAAAUGGGAGCAGCCACCAGUGCCAAAGGAGUGGUGGGAUACCAUCCGCCAGAAUACACCAGUUUUCAACCCCAAGACGACAAGGACACGUGGAAUGGGUGCUAUUGCAGAGCUGGCCCGCACGUUUCCAGGAGUACUAAGAAGCGACCACCCACAGACAUCGUUUGCUGCCAUUGGCCCUCGGGCAAAGUGCAUCACGGACGGCCAUCAACUGGACAGCAUGCUGGGUGAGAAUAGCCCUUUAGCGCGCCUGGAGGAGCUGAAUGCCAAAAUCGUCCUAUUGGGCGUUGGCUUUGACGUGUGCACAAUGAUGCAUCUCGCCGAGUACCGCCUCGAAACAACACCGCGGGAGCAAAACUCGUUUGCUUUUGAGGUGGAUGGCCAACACGUUUGGAAGACAGUAGAGGAUGCCGUCGUGGACAAUGAGGACUUUGAGGCGAUUGGUAAAGAGUUUGUCGCAGCGACAGGCCUGUAUCCAUCGAAAGUAGGCGAUGCUUCAUGCUAUGUCGUCUCUGCCAAAGAGCUGGUUGUAUUUACAGAAACAUGGAUGAAGGCUCACAGACGAAACACUGACUUGCAGACAAGCAAUUGA
Messenger RNA from [Torrubiella] hemipterigena, 816 nucleotides. The record is from the annotation of a GenBank genome assembly. NCBI's taxonomy places the organism in Eukaryota, Fungi, Ascomycota, Sordariomycetes, Hypocreales, Clavicipitaceae.